Molecule: messenger RNA, 1079 nt
Organism: Diabrotica balteata
Lineage: Eukaryota; Metazoa; Arthropoda; Insecta; Coleoptera; Chrysomelidae
Source: the annotation of a GenBank genome assembly
CAGGAAAUUAUCAAAACCAACGUAAAAAUGUAGGAAGUGUAGUGUGGCACACUGAUUGAAUGUAUGUUUAAACAUUUUGUUGCUAUCGCUCAUAAAGUGCGAACAAUAUGGAGAACUUUUAUAUACUAUGGAGCGAAGAAAACCGUCAAUACCAUAGUCCGAAACAAUUUCUUCCCCUACUGCCAUUAACACUUUUAGCGCUAGGAAUUAGAUAUAUAAUAGAGACAUUUUUAAUAAGACCAAUGGGAGUAUACUUAGGAAUACCACCAGACCAACCUAUUCAUUCAAUCUCUCUAUUAGAAAGGACUUCCAGACCCAGUAAGUUGACAAGAUUCACGGAGAGCUGUAUAAAACUCCUAUGGUAUUCCUUUAUCUGGAUAUUUGGAAUGGCAGUUUUAUGGAACAAGCCUUGGUUAUGGGAUAUUAAUGCAAGUUGGACCGAUUUCGGAAACGAUCCAGUCAGCGUUGAUCUAUGGUUCUAUGGAAGCUUAACUAUGGUGUACUACAGCUCAGCGUGCGUAAGUCAGCUGUGUCUAGAUGUGAGACGUAAAGACUUUUGGAUUAUGUUUUUACAUCAUAUCACAGUCGUGGUGUUGGUUUCUAUCAUUUGGAUUUUUAAACUACAUCGAAUAGGCUCUUUAGCCCCUGUUAUGCACGACGUUAAUGAUAUCAUCCUGGAACUUUCAAAGUGUCUUAAGUAUCUGAAAUAUCCUAAAUGGCCUGAAAUAUUUUUUGUACUUUUUGCCAUUUUUUGGAUAAUAACCAGGUUAAUAAUUUUACCAUUUUGGUAUGUAAGAGCUUGUUUAGAGGACUCCGGAGGUGCUUUAUCGAAAGCCUCUGUAUAUUACGUUUGGAACGGGAUUUUCCUGGUUCUUUUGUUUCUAGACAGUAUUUGGACUGUUUUGAUUUUUAAGGUAAUUAAAAUAAUUAUUCAAGAGGGCUCUGCUGUGGACAUUCGAUCUGACGAUGAAAGUAGUUCGGAAGAGGAAUUAAAGGAUGAAUAGUCUUAUAUUUAUUUGUGUAAUACAAAUUUGUUAUUGAAAUUGUAUUCUAUACAUAAUUAUAUUUUUAUAUAAAUG